CAAACACGCGCUGCGUUUUGAUCUCCCCUGAAACCAAAGGCUUGGCCUUUACAUAAAUCAAACAACACCCGAAAAAGAAGAACCUUCCUUCAAACGCCUCCUUCUCUUUUGUCUUCUUUCCCAAAGACUCAAACUUUAGGGCCUUAAUCAUCGAACCCAGCUGCCACAACCUCUGACUCUCCGGCGCAGUCGAAAUCCCACAUCCGAUUUCGCUUCUAUUGAUCCGGGCCUCGUCGGUUUGUGAUUUAGAGGCGUUUUAGUUGGUGCCCUAAAUCGGAGAUUAUGAGGAAAAGGGAGAGGGAGAAUCCAUGUGGGGUAUGUGGGCACUAUCACAAAUACGAGGAGGGAGAGGUGUGUGGGAUCUGCGGCCACCGUGUCCCCGCCGUCGCCGAGAAAACCGCGAUCCAAGUUAGCGCCUUUCCCUCGGUUAUUGUGCCCGAGUUUCUCUACCUCGGCAGCUACGACAACGCCUCUCGCUCUGAGCUUCUCAAGACUCAGGGCAUCUCUCGUGUUCUCAAUACGGUGCCUACAUGUCAAAAUCUUUAUAAGAACUCUUUCAUAUACCAUUACCUUCAAGAUGACAAAACUCUGCAAUUUGAGGAUGCAAAUCAAUUCUUAGAGCAAUGUGAAAGGGACAAAGUUCGUGUUUUAGUGCAUUGCAUGUCAGGAAAAAAUAGGUCCCCAGCUAUUGUAAUAGCUUAUUUGAUGAAAUCAAGAGGAUGGAGACUAGCACAGGCUUAUCAGUGGGUCAAAGAACGAAGACCAGCUGUUGAAUUAACUGAAGCUGUUUCCCGGCAACUACAGGAGUAUGAGGAGAAGAUCUUUGGGUCACUUGACACUACCAACCAAACGUUGGGAGCCUUCCCGCCUCUAGCUGCACCUUCAUUUGGCUUUGGUUUCCCCAAAGCUAGUGAUGGAGUUCCUAUCCCUGCAUUUGGCAAUGUGGGAGCUCCCUCCAUAUUUGCCAGACCAGCCUUAGAUAUCCCUCCACAGGAAUUUACAUUUGGUGCCGGGCAGAAUCAAAGUAAUAUCUCAGGAAGCCCGUAUAAUGCCAAUCCUCAUAAUCCAAAUGCUAGUGAUAUUUCUAUGGAUAAUACUUGAGAUUGCUGCAUUUAUACCCCUUUUGCAGAUCAACUGUCGGAGGGAAGGAAGUUAAGUGCUGACUCCAAUGAGUUUUAUAUUUGGAUGUAAAAUGGGAGCGACUCAUUACUUUCUUGACUUUCUAUGAAUCCUUGAUUCACAAUAUUUGAUAGGGUGUCUAAAAGUAUGAAUGGGUUAUCUCUGCUCAUGUUUUAGUUCUGUAAGUAGGAACAUUUUCUAAAUUAAUGCAUGAUCUAAUAGAGUUCGAUUACAGA
Argentina anserina (silverweed cinquefoil) is the source of this 1355-nucleotide messenger RNA. RefSeq names its product protein-tyrosine-phosphatase IBR5. NCBI's taxonomy places the organism in Eukaryota, Viridiplantae, Streptophyta, Magnoliopsida, Rosales, Rosaceae. Gene Ontology annotation, cellular component: nucleus. The record is from RefSeq and is a predicted model, not a curated record. Gene Ontology annotation, biological process: protein dephosphorylation; negative regulation of MAP kinase activity; auxin-activated signaling pathway. Gene Ontology annotation, molecular function: MAP kinase phosphatase activity; protein tyrosine/serine/threonine phosphatase activity. The transcript has 5 exons. The coding region runs from base 283 to 1101 and encodes 272 amino acids.